Molecule: messenger RNA, 3024 nt
Organism: Aspergillus nomiae NRRL 13137
Lineage: Eukaryota; Fungi; Ascomycota; Eurotiomycetes; Eurotiales; Aspergillaceae
Product: nonribosomal peptide synthase Pes1
Exons: 1
Biological process (GO): secondary metabolite biosynthetic process; amino acid activation for nonribosomal peptide biosynthetic process
Cellular component (GO): cytoplasm
Molecular function (GO): phosphopantetheine binding; catalytic activity
Source: RefSeq, a predicted model, not a curated record
GUCUGCGAAAGUAAUUCCGUCACUCUUGCUAACCUAACGCUUUCGGCCUGGGCACUUGUUCUUCGGAGCUUCACGGGUUCAGACGACAUCUGCUUUGGCUAUCCUUCCGCUGGUCGUGAUUCCCCCGUUCCUGGAAUCCACGAUGCUGUUGGUAUUUUCAUUAACAUGCUGUGCUGUAGAGUCAAGUUCACGUCGGGUCAGACAUUAGAGGAUGUCUCCAAGUUGGUACAGAGUGAUUAUAUUGGAAACCUUCCACACCAGAACUGCUCCCUGGCACAGAUCCAGCAUGAUCUUGGCCAACAAGGACAGUCACUUUUCAACACAACUCUAUCCAUCCAAAAUCGUUCAGGUCCUCAAGACUCCGGUGACAAGAUUAUAUCAUUUGAGAUGCAAAGGGCACAUGAUCCGACCGAGUAUCCUGUCACUGUAAAUGUUGAAACAACUAAGGGCCGUGAGGGCAUCAUGCUUAGAUACUGGAAGGACACAGUGUCCGACAGUCAAGCGAAGGACUUGGCAAAUGCUAUUGCUAAAGUCUUUACGUGCUUUAUUGAGCGCCCGUCCAGACUGGUAUCGGAACUCAAGCUUGCCCCAAGCCAUGAUUCCUCGGCUAUGAGUAACUCUGCUUUGAUGGACUCGGACGUGCUCAACAGUGAUGCUCUAAAGAAGUUGAUUGACAUCCGCGUCAAUGAGAUAAUCACCCGAAUGCUCAAGGAGGGAACGCUAGCUAUACCUACCGUUCAUGAGCUUCAUAUUGAAGCAUCGGAGGGUUCAUUCACAACGAAACGGAUGCCUCGUGAAGGGAAUCUUUCUGACUCUACGCUGACCUUGACCAACUGUAGUAGAACGUCAACAGAUACUAGGGAAUCAACUGACCUUGAGAAACGGCUAUGGUCGCUGUGGAGUUCUGCACUAGGCCUAUCUCCUAGCAUUGUCAACCGCAAAGGCAGUUUCUUCAAGCUAGGCGGCGAUAGUAUAACUGCUAUGAAAAUGGUUGGCGCUGCUAGAGAGGAAGGUCUCUCGUUGAGUGUAGCAGAUGUCUUCGGCAAUCCGGUGUUCGAGGAUAUGCUGGCCAUAGUCGUUGCUAAGGAUACACCCGCAGUGUUUGAAACUCAUACACAGGCCAUUCAGCUCAGUGAGAAAGUCCCAGAGUCACCGGUCGUCAUCACCAGGGCAGUUUCACCCGACGAGAUAUCCGUGCUGCGGCCUGUGCCAAUCGACGAUUCAUCUUUGCAGUCCAGCAUCUGCUCCAAGAUUGGUGUCUUCCGAGGUGGAAUUGCCGACGUUCUCCCCGUUACAGACUUCCAGGCUAUGUCAAUCACCGCAAGUCUCUUCAAGUCCAGGUGGAUGUUGAACUACUUCUUCCUUGAUGGUAAAGGUCCAUUGGACAUUAGACGACUUAGAGAAAGUUUCUUGCAAGUUGUCGACGCUUUCGAUAUCCUUCGGACCGUGUUUGUCUGCUUCCAUGGCCAAUUCUUCCAGGUUGUGCUGAGAAAGAUGCGGCCAAUGAUUGUCGUUCACGAGACGGAGCAGAGUCUGGAUGAGUACACUGAGUCCCUACAACAGCGUGACCGAGAACAGGAUCCCCGACAAGGCGAACAAUAUGUGCAGUUCUACGUCGUGAAGAAGAAGAAUACCGAUCAUCAUCGUAUCCUGAUCAGAAUGUCUCACACUCAGUUUGACGGCGUCUGCCUGCCACGAAUCAUGUCGGCCAUCAAAAUGGGCUACGAGGGCAGCCCUAUUCCCCCAACAUCCUCUUUCUCGAACUACAUGCGCAUGCUCCCUGGCAGUAUCACUCCAGAACAUUAUCAGCAUUGGUCGACACUUCUACAGGGCUCUAGGAUGACCGAUAUCAUCAGAAGACAGACACCCAACAACUUCCAACACAUCGGCUCUUUCACGGCGCAGAAGAAGGCCAUCGAGAUCUCAGCUACAGUUAUCGGCGACGUCACGCUCGCCACGGUCAUGCAGUCAGCCUGGGCCAUGACACUGGCCAAGCUCUCUGCACAAUCCGACGUCGUAUUCGGCCUCACCAUCAGCGGCCGAAACACAGCCAUCCCGGGUAUUGAAAGCACCGUCGGACCCUGUCUUAACAUGAUCCCAGUCAGAGUCAAUUUCGGAGACCGUUGGACCGGCCUCGACAUAUUCCGCUACCUCCAAGAUCAACAAGUCGCCAACAUGCCGUACGAGUCCCUGGGAUUCAGAGAAAUAAUCCGCAACUGCACCGACUGGCCCGACUCCACAUUCUUCACCACCUCCGUCUUCCACCAGAACGUCGAGUACGAGGGCCACAUGCAGCUCGACGACAACAUGUACCGGAUGGGCGGCGUGGGCGUCGUCGACAACUUCACCGACAUCACGGUAGUAUCCAAGCCAACAGGCGACGGCAAGCUGGACAUCACGCUCGCCUACUCCGAAAGAAGCGCAAUCAACACCGCCUUCGCCGCGAAGAUCCUCGACAUGCUCUGCGAAACCGCACACAGCCUCAUCACCAACCCCCAAAUCGCCCUCCCCUCACCAUCCACCCUCCGCUCCCUGCCCUGCCAAGUCAUCGACGACCUCCCCAGACCAACAGAAGAGCACUUCCUCACCUCCAACCUCAACAGCAGAAGCAUCUCCGAGCUCCUCGUCCACUCCGACAUCCUCAACAAAACCUGGCAAGAUGUCCUCCCGAACAGACACCCGGAGACCCCCCGGCCGCCCUUCCAACUCAACUCCUCGUUCUUCGGCCUGGGCGGCGACAUCUUCAGCAUGGGCCAGCUGGCCUGGGGUCUCGAGCAAGAAGGUCUCCAUGUUCGCCUCGAGGAAUUACUCGAGCAUCCUACUUUCCUGGGCCAUCUGGCUGUGCUGGCUUUGCAUAAUGCCAAACAGGAGAAUUUGGUGGAGAGGACGAGGACCGUUGAGAGCACAGCUCGUGUCCCGUCUGUCUCUGUUAAGGGGAGGAUGAAGAGUGCCAAUUGGAAUCCUCUUGGUAAGGCUCUUACCUUGGCCAGGAGGUUUACUACGAAACGGAGUACGAAGUCUUGA